Nematocida homosporus is the source of this 1033-nucleotide messenger RNA. RefSeq lists its product as uncharacterized. The record is from RefSeq and is a predicted model, not a curated record. The annotation marks the transcript as partial. The transcript has a single exon. NCBI's taxonomy places the organism in Eukaryota, Fungi, Microsporidia.
CGACCUGAGUAUUUAUGAACUCACAACAGUUAUAAAGAAAUUCAUUUGGCCACUAGUAACCCAUUUUCCAACCAAAUAUCUAGGUCUAUACUACCCCAUUAUGGACAAGAUAGACUUUCUUGAUGACGUCAACUGGAUAGACCAAUUCACCCUCAGCUUAGAAUUAGACUACCAAAAGGAUACUAUUGUUAGUUUAGGUGCCAGGACCGCGAAAGGCAAAGAUCUCCCAACUUGUGAAUGCCUAAACAUCUGCACAAACCAUCCAUACCCAAACACCCCCCUAGAAUCUAUCAACCUCUCGAAGAUCUAUGUCGUAAACCUUGAUGGAUAUCUACAACCCAAAUUUUCUAAUGAGACAGACAAGGUCUUAACUACCAAAAUAACCUUAAGCGCUGUUGUUUUAGUAUCCUAUGCAACCUUUGGUCUUAAUAAAUCAGUAAAUGUCCAGGAUGUGGUUGUAUUGCAAAUUCCGCACAACUACACCAUUGCUGACACGAUCGCUCUUAAUCAACGGUUGGUUAACUCCUACAAAAUGCUAACCCAAUUCGACAAUCAGCUGAUUAAGUUCUACCAACAGUAUGUUGACUUCACCAAGCAAUCGAUUAAGUUCUACCAACAAUUACUUGAGGAUGACAAACAACUGACUAGUUUCUGUCAACAACUAACCCAAUUCAAUGACCAACUAUCUGCACUCUACCAGCCACCCGGCAACUUUAACUUGUUUACCGCCAUCAACCCCGGCAAAUUCCUAUUCAACUUUUCUAUCAUAACCCAAUCUGUGGAUUGGAAUUGUAGGAUGGAUCACGGUGUUUGUAUCCCAGGCCAAUGCUCAUGGCCAUUCUCUAACCUAAUAGCCGUACAAAACACACCCCCACUCAAACAUAUCCAUCAAUCAACCUCUAGCCGCCAUGCCCGUAGGAGGGAAAAGGUCCCUCUUAGAUCAGCAGUACUCAUCCAAAGACAAAGAAAGGUGCCGGACUCUCUGCUCUUUAUUCAGGAAAUGGACUUCUUGGGUACCACGGUUGGCAGUUAA